AUGGCGGCUGUUGCUUUGUUCUGCUUGGCGGCAGAUGAGGAGGAGUUGACGGUUCCCGACGAAGUUAGGGACAUGGCAUUGUCGAUUUCCAGGAGGGUGUUGCGGUCGCUCGGGCCGUUGGGCCAGUGGAGGCAUGUCGGCUCGGUUUCGGCCGCGAAUGGUUCUUUGCUCCGCGGAUUUUACUCGAUCAAAUGCUUUCGAUGGUGUAUUGCGAGUGAAAUCAUAAUUUUGGACGGUGCUUUUUUCUUUGGUCGUCGAAGGCUAUCAACCUCAAUACUGACUCCUAAUGGUGAAGCUGACUUCCCUUCUGACUUAUUGUCCAAGAAGGAAGUAAUCGUGCCUGAUCGCGAGAUAGGACUUUACCAGGACCUUGUAAUUCCAGUGACGAACUUUCUUGGUGAAGAUAAGGGCUUGAUGGUCUUAGCUGGAGAUGUUUUUGAUGUACCUGUAAGAAAAGAUAUUAUUCAUCGUGUUGUGAGAUGGCAGCUUGCAAAACGACAACAGGGUACGCAUUCAACUAAAACAAUUAGUGAGGUCAGUGGAACAGGCAAAAAACCAUGGCGACAGAAGGGCACUGGUCGAGCAAGGCAUGGUUCUCAGCGUGGGCCCCAGUUUAGAGGUGGUGCUACAAUGCAUGGCCCAAAGCCACGAAGCCAUGCUAUUAAGAUCAAUAAAAAGGUUAGGCGCCUGGGGCUGAAGAUAGCUCUCUCUGCACGGGCGGGGGAAGGAAAGCUUCUGGUAUUUGACGAUGUGGAGAUCCCAACACACAAGACAAAGAACAUCUUAAACUAUGUCAAGCAAAUGGAGAACACUAAGAAAAUUCUGGUUGUGGAUGGUGGUCCCAUCAAUGAGAAGCUGAAAUUGGCUACACAGAAUCAACACUACGUCAACGUGUUACCCUCUAUAGUAAGUUUACCUUCUGGUUUUAGAUUUUGCAUUGUUGAAAUUGAUUUAGGUAGGCUUGAUAUUGCAUACUAGAAUGUUUUCUUACACUGUGUUUGGGUCUGAGAAUGCAUGAAUUUUAACGAGAAUGGAGGUGGAGGAAUGAAUAUGAGGGACUAUAUUCUCUCCUAUUGUUGAGAGUAACGGAAAUUGAAGGCAGUGAAAAUGGAUGGCUUUUCCAUUGGAAGGAGAUGGAAGCCAAGUUGUGGCAGUGCUACUUAGUGGGCAUUGCUCACUCCAUUUCUGGAGGGAGCAGGUCAAUGUUCCCAUUCAGAUCAGUUCCCAUAUUCUAUCCAACUCAUUUUUUCUUUGGGAUGCUCCGUGGGGAAAGAACAUUGUCAUUCAGGUUGUCUUGCCCAAAAUUUAUAUAAACGUGUCUGUUGGUACUUUA
Molecule: messenger RNA, 1333 nt
Organism: Syzygium oleosum
Lineage: Eukaryota; Viridiplantae; Streptophyta; Magnoliopsida; Myrtales; Myrtaceae
Exons: 6
Coding region: 1-978 (325 amino acids)
Biological process (GO): translation
Cellular component (GO): ribosome
Molecular function (GO): structural constituent of ribosome
Source: RefSeq, a predicted model, not a curated record